Panicum hallii is the source of this 4850-nucleotide messenger RNA. Its product is annotated as protein SCAR2-like. Gene Ontology annotation, biological process: positive regulation of Arp2/3 complex-mediated actin nucleation; actin cytoskeleton organization. The coding region runs from base 338 to 4288 and encodes 1316 amino acids. NCBI's taxonomy places the organism in Eukaryota, Viridiplantae, Streptophyta, Magnoliopsida, Poales, Poaceae. The record is from RefSeq and is a predicted model, not a curated record. The transcript has 9 exons. Gene Ontology annotation, molecular function: Arp2/3 complex binding; protein kinase A regulatory subunit binding. Gene Ontology annotation, cellular component: cytoskeleton.
CUAACCUCCACAACUCUUCCCCUCCCCCUCCAUCUCCGCCUGCUCAUGUUGACGCCCCUGCAGGUACUACGAGACAGCGAGCGGGAGGAGGAAGAAACAAAAGGCCGUCCUGCCGCGGCGAGGCAACCACCACCACCACCACCACGCCAAUCUGUCGAGACUUCAAUUGGCGAGGACAAAAGUGUAGAGGCAGGAUCUUUGCAGGGCCGUGCGCUCCUGCCCGCGCCGCCGCCGGGAUCGGUGGCCGGAGGAACAAAAGAAGAGCUGCCACGGCAGCGGGCGGCGGCGGAAGCAGAAACAGCAAGGAGGAGGAUAGGCGUCUCAAGGACUGCGGACAAUGCCCCUGUCGCGGCACACGGUCGGGAACGAGUACGCGCUCGGCGGCCGCGACCUCUACCGCACGGCCGACCAGCACGACCCGGAGGCCAUCCUAGAUGGCGUCGCCAUGGCCGGCCUCGUCGGAGUCCUCCGCCAGCUCGGCGACCUCGCGGAAUUUGCUGCACAGGUGUUCCAUGGUCUGUAUGAUGAGGUGAUGAGCACGUCUGCGCGAGGGCACGGGCUCAUGCUCCGAGUGCAGCAGCUGGAGGCAGAGCUGCCACUGCUGGAGAAAGAAUCCUGCCAGAGGGACUACCUGUACGUCGCUUCUAACAGGGGGGUUGAUUGGCAUUCCAAUCCGAGGGUGGAGCAUGGGGUUGUGACAAGAGGCGACACGCCUCGCUUCAUCAUGGCGUCCAUCAAGCAGUGCCGCGGGCCUCCCAAACUGUUCAUGCUUGACAAGUAUGAUAUCGGUGGUGAGGGGGCGUGCUUGAAGAGAUACACCGACCCGUCGUUCUUCAAGACGGAUUCCGCAUGCUCUACCUUGCUGCAGGAAGGGAUUCAAAGUGAGAGAAGACCUCUGAAAGCCAUGGAGAUCAGGCCUAACCUUCAGAAUGGCGAGAUUUUCCGAUCCCCAAAUGCAGCCGACACUGACUCCAGACUGGAGGCUGGUUUGUCUGGCGAAGCUAUGGAAGAAAUUCCCACGAACCGCAGACGACUGAAGUACCGCCAACGAAAUGGAUCUGUAUUCCAAAGCUUCAGUCUACAUAUGCAGAAUCUGUAUGAAAAGGCUUCAUCAGAGGAGAAACCCCCCGCACUUGACCAAUCAGAAGUGCGUGUCUCCGGGAUUGAUUCGCCUCACUCAAACACUGAAGAGAGAGACAUUAUGGUAGACACGUUCAUCAGCAUGGACAAAGUCAAUGCCACUAUUCGCAAGAACAGACCGAUUUCUGAAGAAGCCCUAUCGCGUUCUUCAGAUGCUCGGUCAGCAGGAAGCAGCAAGGGAUACAACUCUGAAGUUGACAUGUACGUAGACGCACUGACCACGAUGGAUUCUGAAGCAGAGACAGACUCAGAGCACAGAGACCAUGGACACCAUGCCUUUGCUCGGAUGGAUUCAGACAAGACAUGCUCCGACGCUCAAAAUGCUAGAUUGUCCAGGUCUAGCAGCUUCGAGAAGAAAGACUGGUCAGAUGUUGCGUCAGGAAACAGAGAUAUGAGUAACCAGCAUGAAGAAGCAGCUAUUGUCUCGACACCACAGAUCAAACCGGUUGUUGGUGAACAUGAGAGGACUAGCUUGUUGGAGGAACUGUUUGAGCGAGAAAAGCCGGCUUCUUGGGAUCACGAGAGGAGUAGUUCCUUGGAGGAAUUGCUCACCGAAGAUUUCCAUGCUUCAGAAUCUGGCGUAAGAGAGCAAGCUACUGAAGAAACAGGCUGCAAUAGCAGCGUCACCAAUGCUGCAUCAAAUGGCACACAAGAUAUUACUAAGAAGAGCAAGGAAGCCAAGGAGAAUUCCAGCAUCGCAACCAUUUCGUUCAAGAAAAUAGCAAGCAAGAGGUCCAAGUAUGUCGGUGGCAUGGAGCUGAUUGCUUCAAAAGUUGGCAUUCUGCCAAGGAAACUCUCCAAGAAGCAUGACCCUUUCUCUGAUUCCCUCCGGACCAUGGCGAAGCAGCUGCUUGAGCUGAAGUAUGAUGGCACUCAAGACAGUGACUUAUAUGACUUCGAAGCAAAUGGCGAGGGAUGCGAUGUCAAGUACCUGGAAAUGUAUGAUUCUCCUCUUGAAAUUAAGGAGAGUGCUGUGCACAAAAUUCCUUCAGACUCACCACAUGAUGAUGUGGGCUCAAGAAGAUGCCAGCAGGAAGAAUUGAACCAUGAGUCAGAGCAUGAUGUUCCACCUACUGACAGUCCACAUGAUUCAGUCCCUGAUGAUGGAAAUGUAUUUCAGGAUUCCAACAUUGUCUCCUUUACAGGCAUCAUCACAUCACCCAGUUCCCAAGAGGAAGAAGGAUGUGUAAGUACUGCACCUGAUGAGCAUUCAUCUACUGAAGUGCUCAACCAUAUCUUGGAACAUGCUCAAGAGAAGUCUGAGGAACAUCCUGACAGGGAAGUGACUGAGGACACUGAUAAUGAUGUCAUUUCAGAAAAUGCUUCUGAUACGGGUGACGACUUGAAAGAAGCCGGCACUUACAUGGAGCUGAUGAAUGUGGAAGAAGUCGAAGAAAGCAAUAAAUUUGAUGCAUAUGUAUUGGAUGAUGAAACUGCUAAGUACAUAGAGGAGCAAGCAAUUUCAGAUGGUAUGAACUCCUCACCGGUUUCAUCCAAACAAUCUGAUGAUCCUUGCCGGAUAACUCCACUAACUCUCUCAGAUGAAGAUGACACGGUGGCAUGUAAGGUCACCGACAGCUACACCCCUGAAGUGGAGCAUAUGACACUGUCAGAAACAUUGACGGAUACUGUUGUAUCUAAGGUAGUAACCGAGUCAGAAAUUGACAGAGAAGAUGCCAUGCCAGAUGAUAAGCAGUACUAUUUACAUCCAGAAUCUACUUUUGGGCAAGACGCAGUUCUCAGCAGCUCCGAAAUUGUUGUAAAAAACGGUCAAGGGCCGCUGCGCAGCUCAUCCAUGGUGGCUGUAACUCCAGAACUAACGGUAAACACCGAGGAAAAUCAUGAAUUGCAUCCAGUUGUGCAUCAAGAAACACCUAAUUCGUGCAACAGCAGAACUGAAGCUUUUGGAGAUCCACCAGCUCCUGACGCCAGAGAUAUUCCUCCACCAAUCAUUUCAAGCUUUGAUUGGAUGCUCAAUGGUGCAAUGCAGCAGUCAUUGAAUGUCCUUCCUGCUCAACCAACUUAUGGAAGUGCACAAGAAACUGGUUCUUCUGAAGAUGCGCCGCCGCUUCCACCUCUUCCACCGGUGCAGUGGCGAACAAACAAGCUUCAGAUGGGGUCAUCACCUUUAUCUGCGAAGAUUGGGCGACCACCAAGGCCAAAACCUCCAGUAAAACACCAAGAAAGCCAAGGGAACUCUUCGCUGGAUAAAAGAAAUGAAAAUGCUGAAAUUCUUCAGGAAAAUAGUCUGCGUAUAGGCUCCAGUUCGCAGAAUGAAAUGUUGCAGGCAAUGGUUCCUGAUGAUCAUGAUUCAAAUCAAUUGCUUAAUCGGGAUUCUCAAGAAAAUCACUGCCAAGAAGGAGAUAAAGAGUAUGGUGUUGAGAUUUCUAAUCUGCUUUCCUCGUCAGAAAGCGAAUGUGUGGCAGAAGUUGCUCCAGUAAGAAGUGAAAAUCUGCACACUUCACAGUUACAUGAGCUUAUAGUUAUUCCUGAAGAAGCAUGGUCAGAUUUUGGUAAUAUAAAAUUUAUACCAGAACAAGAAGGAAAACACCAACUAAGCAAUGGAGUUUAUGAUUGCAGUGGCUUGUACACUGCUGGUUUGUCAGCACAAAAGACAAAAGAUAAGGUUGAAACUGUUAUUGAUUAUAAGGUUAAGGAAUUCUCAGCUGCAGAUGGCAACAAAGUUGCAGAUUUAGGAGAAAACAAGUCAAAUGGUGCUCCUAAACACGAUAAUGUGCUGAAUCCUGACUUGACAGCACAACAGGAAAAAGGUGAGCAUGGUGAUUAUGAUGACAGGGCAAGGGAGUUUUCUUCUGCAUUAGAAGAGGAGCUGGCAAAUUCACCAACUCAUCCGGUGCCAAAACCACCUAGAUAUCCUCUACUUCCCGUUACUUCUCAUGACAGAAGCAUGCUAAGAAAGGCACCAGCUUUGGUUCAACCUUCAAGUAAGCUUUCAGAUGAAAAGAACACAAUUCUGGAGGAGAUAAAGAACAAGUCUUUCAACUUGAAGCCUGUUCUUGCAAAGAGACCAAGUGUGAUGGGUGGUCCAAGAACGAACUUACAAGUGGUGGCCAUCAUCGAGAGAGCCCACGCGAUUCGCCAGGCUGUUGCUGAUGACGAUGACGAGGACAGCUGGAGUGAUGAGUAGCUGGUUCCUCUGAGAAAUCUGGCUCCUGACGAUGCAUGCUUCACAAGUGUUGUGCCGACCCAAGCAUAUCUACUCCUGUUCUUGCAUGGAGCAAACGAUGGAAUGGAGUCAAGGUUUCAUCAUGCCAAAACAUUUGGUCUGGACCAAGCAAAGCUCAUGGCAAGGAUGCCAGGAAAUGGAAAAGCAACGCAGAAGUGUGUGCCUAUCUACUAGUAGUGCCUGUUACGUUCUGAAGCGCGUCAUAUGUUUAUUUAUCUUUUGAUGCGCUAGCUUCCUGAAAAUUUUAUGCUCGGUGAGGAUUGUAUAUUUGUAGUAGGACUAGUCACUAGUGUGUUUUUUUUAAUCUUGAUGAGUGUACAGAAAGAAGCACGAGUGUUGGGCCGUCCUAUAAAAAUGUGAAGCAGCUAGACCAAGCAACUUCAGUGUAUAGAUCCUCUGAAUCAGGCAAUGCCUUAUCUGAGAUUAUGAGGCGAGUUGUAACGGUGCUUCAGUUUGAGGUGCAGCCGUGCAGGAAAUGUGGAUUGUGCAUGAAGAUGCAAUCUUCAAGGAUUGUUUACUUAAA